This is a messenger RNA of Aspergillus melleus, 1957 nucleotides long. RefSeq lists its product as uncharacterized. Lineage: Eukaryota; Fungi; Ascomycota; Eurotiomycetes; Eurotiales; Aspergillaceae. The record is from RefSeq and is a predicted model, not a curated record. The coding region runs from base 318 to 1700 and encodes 460 amino acids. The transcript has a single exon.
GGAAAGACGAAGGCCAAGUAUUAUGACGAGGCGGAGAUCAACCGCGGCUACGGAGGAGACCCGCCACAACGGAGAGAGUCGUCCGCCAGAUUGUCGAUAACCAACUUGAUUAGCCCCUCUUUCUUGAUCCGUCAGGUCUAUGGAAUGCGUCUCACCGGACAAUUACCUAUCACAAUCGCUACGGUCUGUGCUCCUUGCAGUGGACGUGAAACUGAAACUAUCCGGGCUGUCUGGCAGGCCCACAGCGACCCGGUCCAUUCCAACCCAAACCGCGAAAUCCUUGUGAUACUGCGACUUCCAGCCUUCUGACGGUCCAAAUGUCCGCCGACUUGUUUGCGGAAUUUGGAGCCGGGGCGUCUUCCGGUCAAAUCACCGGCAACCAGGCAGCGUCUCGGCCUCAGACAAACUCUCUGAUUCCCGAUCUGGAGUCUUUUUCAGAUACUGCGUUCCCCGAUGCAUCUCACCACGUGAGUCGGCCUAUGCCUCAUGCCACUCAGGCUCGAACAUUGCCAAAGCAACAGACUGCGUUUCACCAGUCGAGUUUUCCUCCAUUGCCACAGUAUGACAACGGCAGCGAUGUACUUUUCGAUGCCACUCUAGAAACGGCCUCCAAUGAUGAUAGUGACGACUGGGGCGAAUUUGAGUCCGCUGAUAAAGCCCCUACUCCGCCAGUUUCAACAGAGCCAGUCCAAAGGCAAGCGGCCGGAGUGAACCCAGGCAAUCGAGGUCCUCAACGAGCAAACAUCAAUACGACUGCCCCGCCGAAACAGCUGGACUUACUGGACUCUCUUACCCUUGAGGAUAAUCCGCCAGCAGUUUACAAGCAGCCUAGGAGUGCCAGUCAAGAUAAGGCCAAACCCCAGCCCAAGAAGGUGGUACCGACGAAACCUUCUGCUCCUACAGAGGAAGAAGAGCCUUUUGAAGAAUGGGGGGACUUCAUCGACGGGCCUACUACAGAAAGUGCGGUAAAGACAACCCCACGGGUUGAUACCACAAGGUCGACACGCAACUCAAACACGCGUACGCAGAAAACCAGCUCUCAAUUCUCCGGCGUAACAAACCAAUCCGUACAUCCGAGCGCAGUCCGCCCAACUAAUAUUCCUCCUCCGUCUGUUCUACUUGAGCUAUUUCCUCAACUUUUUGAGCAGCUGCGACAGGAAGCGACCCAAGCAAGGCGAAAUCUACAGCAGAAGGAGAGUGUUGACGGCGCGGCAUCGUCGAUUCUGUGCGUCUUGAAAGCAGUGGCACGUGUAGUUUCGGGUCGGACUUUGCGAUGGAAGAGGGAUUCCAUCUUGAGCCAGAGCAUGAGGAUUGGUCCUGCACGCUCCGGGAAGUCAGGGGGGAUGAAACUCAACACGGUCAACAAGAACGAAGACAUCAAGGAGAAACAAGAGGCCGUCGACGUGAUCGUGAUGUGGCGGGACCGGGCAGCUCUUUUCAAUUCUAUCAUCCAGGCUUCCGGGAGACGCCCUAUUCAAGCUAUCCCCGAGAACAUUCGGGUCACGACCGCCACAGCGGAGCAGGGGGCUCUCAAGGCGUCUCAUGCUUGCGCUCUCUGCGGGCUGAAAAGAGACGAGCGACUCCCUAGAGUCGACGAGGCGGUGGAAGAUAGCUUCGGGGAAUGGUGGACCGACCACUGGGGCCAUACCGACUGCAGGCAGUUUUGGGAGACCCAUAAAGACAUGUUAAAUCAACGAUGAAUUUAAUUGUUCCGUACUCGCGGGUCUAUUUCUCUAAUAAUAUGACCUAUCAUGGUACCUCUGAUGUAACUAUACUAAGCGGCCGUACAUACAUACCUACAGGCCCAUACUUGAGGGUACGACAAACCCGGGCAAAGCACCCAAGAUGACUGCAUAAUGAAUUUGAUUAGGAUAUUUGCAAAAGCUUAAGGGAAGUCAUCUGCUAGGAUGUCUUAUUCUCUGACCGAUCACGCGUAGAAAUACUAUCGUCAUAGAAG